AUGUUUAUGUAUCCACGUAAGGGUCUCAUCACCGAUCCAUACAACCAAGAAGACAUCAUCAUACAAGACGAUCAGUUCCCACCUGAGUUCGCCGAGAACUCUCAGCAGUACCAACAGUCAUACUUGCAACCACCUUUCCAGUACCAACCGAACCAGUUCGCCUCUCCGCCGUCUUCCGCACCUUCCUCACCCUCUUUCUCUUCACCGACCUUCUCCAUUUCUUACCCCCAGGUGGACAGCCAGUCUUACGGGGCUCCUUCGAUGACCCCGGCGUCUUCCUACAACCCGUCUUUUGACAACCAGAGCUCUGCCUCACCAUCUUCACAAUAUCUGUCGCAAUAUCCCCAAUACUAUUCGCCUAUGUUGGCCCAACCGCCUAUCGCUCCCGGCAACCAAGCUUGGGAUGGUAACCUGCAGCUGUUGAGCCCCGCUCGAGUUCCUUCAUUCCCCCAGAAAGCCUCUCCCAGCUCAUCAUCACGAUCCGCGCCAGUCUCUCAACACCGGCGAUCCGACAGUUCCAACAAGCCGCUCCCCACUCCAGUACAGACUCCCCUCCAGAACUCGUUCUUGGCACCGGCCUUCCAAAACUACGACCCAUUGAUCAAUGAUGGGAGCAGCGUGGAGGCUGAGUCUGCUAUGAGAAGGGCAAUUCUGGAGCAGUCCAAGUAUCAACAAUCAUCUCCUCAGCACCAGCAGGCGGACUACUCGCACUCUCUGGCACCCUCAGUUUCCACCGUGAGCCAGAACUCGCCAGUCACCCCGCAGACCACCCUUGACGAACUUGAGGACGCAUCCAAGUCGAUGACCAAUGGUGAGACACGAUUUUCUGAACUUGACUUGGACCAGUACUUACAUGGCGACUUAUUCACAGAAUACGCCAACGGUAACUCUGGCAUGCCAAUUGGUGUUACUAAGCUCAAUCGCACUAUCUCCGAUAUCUACCAGGACGAGCUGUAUAACCCUGCCAUGAUGGCCGCUCCCCAGAUGUCCAAGCCGAUGGGCCAGAAUCUUUUGGCUCCUCGCAAUGUUAUCGCCGACCGAUUGCAGGCUGCUAACCAGGGUCACAUGUCUGCUCGCUCUCAGUCUCCGGUUUCUGGAAUGAUGAAGCGCGAACGAUCACCUUUCCGCCAGAACUCCCCAUUCACAUCUGAAAUGAACGCAUCUGGUCUGCAACCGCAGAUGGCUACGAGUGUUCCUAUGCAGAAUGCUAUGUCUAUGCCUAUGCCUUCUACGAUGAGUCAGACUGAUCUGAAGACCAUGUCUCCCAAGGAUGCGGUCCUGGACUUUAAUGAGGGUGAGGAUGCCGCUAUGGAGCCUCUGUUCCCUCCCCAGCAGGCCGACUUCAAUCUUGGUGAUGCGCUUGGAUUGCGUCGCGAGAGUUCGGGAUCAUCACUCCAACCGGCUUUGACGACUAUGGAUGCGUUCCCUUCGCAGUACGCCCCGGUCCAAGCGCCUUUCACAUUCUCCCAGCAAAGCCACCCCCCUCAGAAUUACCUGCAGCAGCCUAAGAUCCUUUCCGGACUUCCUCAGGUGGACUCCAAUGGCAGCGAUCUACACUCUUCUGCGGAUAUGACACCGCAAGCUCAUGCCAAGCCCAUCUCCCGGCCCACUAACACGACCUCCGACGCGGGCACAUACACCUGUACCUACCACGGCUGUACUCUGCGAUUCGAAUCACCUGCUAAGCUCCAGCGCCACAAGCGUGAGGCGCACCGGCAGACAUCUCCUGGGGGUCACCUGAUUACCCGGGACACCUCGCUACGCAAUUCUCAGGCCGGCCCGCACAAGUGCGAGCGUCUCAACCCGUCUACUGGAAAGCCUUGCAACUCUGUUUUCUCCCGACCUUACGAUCUAACUCGUCAUGAGGACACGAUCCACAAUGCGCGCAAACUAAAGGUGCGGUGCCACCUGUGCACCGAAGAGAAGACCUUCAGUCGCAACGAUGCUCUCACCCGGCACAUGCGGGUGGUGCACCCUGAAGUUGAUUGGCCUGGCAAGCAGCGUCGCCGGGGAAGAGAUUGA
Messenger RNA from Penicillium odoratum, 2022 nucleotides. Its product is annotated as stress-regulated transcription factor RPN4. The transcript has a single exon. Gene Ontology annotation, biological process: regulation of transcription by RNA polymerase II. Gene Ontology annotation, cellular component: nucleus. The record is from RefSeq and is a predicted model, not a curated record. NCBI's taxonomy places the organism in Eukaryota, Fungi, Ascomycota, Eurotiomycetes, Eurotiales, Aspergillaceae. Bases 1 to 2022 code for a protein of 673 amino acids.